Messenger RNA from Morchella sextelata, 1644 nucleotides. RefSeq lists its product as uncharacterized. NCBI's taxonomy places the organism in Eukaryota, Fungi, Ascomycota, Pezizomycetes, Pezizales, Morchellaceae. The record is from RefSeq and is a predicted model, not a curated record. Bases 1 to 1644 code for a protein of 547 amino acids. The transcript has 4 exons.
AUGCAGAUGAAAAUCCCUCACAGUCUUGUUGUCUUAGUCGUAUCCCUUGGCAUCUUUGCCACGGCGAGCCCAACUGGCAACAUUGCUACUGUUGGAUGUACCGAGCGGAUUGAAGUUCCUGUCGAGGUCGUCAAGGCAUGCCCUCAGCCAGAAAUCAUCAGCAUCAAGACUGUCUACCGGACCGUUAAGGAGAUUGUUCCUGAUUGCGCUUGCACUGAUGAUUUCACGGAUUUUGCCAAUGUCCAGCUCAUUGCCGAUACCGCAUGCCGCAACGGACUUAUCUUCUCCCCCGACGGAAAGACUAAGAAGAGGGGCAUCUUUGAGCGUUCCCCAGCUUGCCAAAGCUUCUCUAUUGUGGAGGACCCUAGCCUUGCUUUGAGAAAGCGAUAUGAAGAUGAUAGCCAAGUCACUGGUGGUGGCGAUGGCGGAUUCGGCGGCUUUGGCGGAUUCGGCGGAUUCAAGGCGAAGCGUCAAUUCGGAGGUUUCGGAGGUUUCGGAGGUUUCGGAGGCUUCGAUGACGGCGGCGCCUUCGAUAACAACGACAACCAGAACAUCAACCAGAAUGUCAAUGCCAACCAGAAUCUGAUGGCCAACCUCGGAAAGUUCAACAGCUUCUUUGGUACCGGUGGUGGUGGUGGUGGAGGUGCAAUUGGAAGCGGCGCAGCAGCUGCGGCUGGCCUCAGAGGGUUGGCUUUUGGCAUCAACGACAACACUGACUUCAAUGUCAACAACAAUGUUGCCUUUGAAGACGAUACCUUCUUCAAGAAGAUGAAGCGUAAUGCUCAGUUUGGGUUCGGUGGCUUUGGCGAUGGCGAUUUUGAUGACAACGAAAACCAGAACAUCAACCAGAACAUCAACAACAACCAAAACCUAAACGAGGACUUCUUUAGUGGAGUCUUCGGUGGUGGAGGCGAUGGAUUCGGGUUCGACGGUGUCGGUAUUGUUCCUUUCUUCCCCGGCUUCAUCGGAGGCUUUGGGGGAUUCGGGGGAUUCGGCGGCGACUUUGGCGGGUUUGAGGAUGUAGCCAUGAACGAGAACCUCAACUUCAAUCCUGAUACUAACAUUGAAACGUUUGGCUCUGGUGUUGGUGGUUUGAACAAGCGGUGCGACUCAGGAAACUGUGGUUACGGAAAUAGCAACGUAAACUACAACUCCAACACCAACUACAACAGCAAUGAGGAGGCUGUGGCUGUUCCCCAGUACGAAACAAUCAUUGAGACUGUCCCUGUAGUGGAGACCGUCCCAGUCGUCGAAACCGUCUACCAGCCCGUGGUCGAGUAUCAGACUGUGGAGGUCAUUGAGAAGGUGCCCGUCGUCGAGCAAGUCUACGAGCCAGUGACCGUUGUUGAGCAGGUCGCUGUCCCUGCUUGCGUCACCGUCGAGUGCGUCCAGGCAAGCAAGAAGACCGUCGUCACUGAGGUUUUCGAGACCGUUCCCCAGCCCGUUGUCGAGGUCGUCGAGGUCGCCCAGCCCGUUGUCGAGGUCGUCGAGGUCGCCCAGCCCGUUGUCGAGGUCGUCGAGGUCGCCCAGCCCGUUGUCGAGGUUGCUAAGCCUGUUGUUGAGUACUCUGUUGUUUUCUACCCUGUUGCUGGAUGUGGUGUGCCCAACCGCCCAUCUUACACAUACGGAAGCUGCAACAAAUAG